Messenger RNA from Pteropus alecto (black flying fox), 4294 nucleotides. RefSeq names its product unc-5 netrin receptor D (gene UNC5D). Gene Ontology annotation, cellular component: membrane. Bases 261 to 3122 code for a protein of 953 amino acids. The record is from RefSeq and is a predicted model, not a curated record. Gene Ontology annotation, molecular function: protein binding; netrin receptor activity. The transcript is spliced from 17 exons. NCBI's taxonomy places the organism in Eukaryota, Metazoa, Chordata, Mammalia, Chiroptera, Pteropodidae. Gene Ontology annotation, biological process: netrin-activated signaling pathway.
GAGCGGCGAGGAGGGCCAGCGACUCCGGCAGCGCCAGUGGCAGCAGCGGUCGCAUAGCCGUGGGAGGUUAUGGGGGCGCGCUCUUUCUCUGGGUGCCUAGCCAGCGGCGGCUCCGAGCGCCUUGCUGGGCUGCUUUAGGGAGCGGUGGUGGAGCAGAGUCACUCGCUAAAGAACCCCGGGACCCACUUGCUCGGCCCCUGGCCCGCCGUGCCGCUCCCGGGCGUGGAAGAGGAACCGUACUCCAGAGCGGGGCGAGGAGCAUGGCGAGAGCGGCUGUCGCAGGAGGCGGCGCCGGAGGAGCGCACUGGUGGCUUCCUUGGUUGGGGCUCUGCUUCUGGGCGACAGGGGCUGCGGCUGCCCGAGGAACCGACAAUGGUGAAGCCCUUCCUGAAUCCAUCCCAUCAGCUCCUGGGACACUGCCUCAUUUCAUAGAAGAGCCAGACGAUGCUUAUAUUAUCAAGAGCAACCCCAUUGCACUGAGGUGCAAAGCAAGGCCAGCCAUGCAGAUAUUCUUCAAAUGCAAUGGCGAGUGGGUUCAUCAAAAUGAGCAUGUCUCUGAGGAGAGUCUGGACGAGAGUUCAGGCUUGAAGGUCCGGGAGGUGUUCAUCAAUGUCACCAGGCAGCAGGUGGAGGACUUCCAUGGGCCCGAAGACUAUUGGUGCCAAUGUGUGGCAUGGAGCCACCUGGGGACUUCCAAGAGCAGGAAGGCAUCCGUGCGCAUAGCCUAUUUACGGAAGAACUUUGAACAAGAUCCGCAGGGGAGGGAGGUUCCCAUUGAAGGCAUGAUCGUGCUGCACUGCCGCCCACCGGAGGGAGUCCCUGCUGCUGAGGUGGAAUGGCUAAAAAACGAGGAGCCCAUCGACUCUGAACAAGAUGAGAACAUUGACACCAGGGCUGAUCAUAACCUGAUCAUCAGGCAGGCGCGGCUCUCGGACUCAGGGAAUUACACCUGCAUGGCAGCCAACAUCGUGGCCAAGAGAAGGAGCCUGUCAGCCACAGUGGUGGUUUACGUGAAUGGAGGCUGGUCUUCCUGGACAGAGUGGUCAGCCUGCAAUGUUCGCUGUGGUAGAGGAUGGCAGAAACGUUCCCGGACCUGCACCAACCCAGCUCCUCUCAAUGGUGGGGCCUUUUGUGAGGGAAUGUCAGUGCAGAAAAUUACCUGCACUUCUCUUUGUCCUGUGGAUGGGAGCUGGGAAGUGUGGAGUGAAUGGUCAGUCUGCAGUCCAGAGUGCGAGCAUUUGCGGAUCCGGGAGUGCACAGCACCGCCCCCAAGAAAUGGGGGCAAAUUCUGUGAAGGUCUAAGCCAGGAAUCCGAAAACUGCACAGAUGGUCUCUGCAUUCUAGAUAAAAAACCUCUUCAUGAAAUAAAACCCCAAAGCAUUGAGAAUGCCAGCGACAUUGCUUUGUACUCGGGUUUGGGCGCUGCAGUCGUGGCCGUUGCAGUCCUGGUCAUUGGCAUCACCCUUUAUAGACGGAGCCAGAGUGACUAUGGCGUGGACGUCAUUGACUCUUCUGCAUUGACAGGUGGCUUCCAGACCUUCAACUUCAAAACAGUCCGUCAAGGUAACUCUCUGCUCCUGAAUUCCUCCAUGCAACCAGACCUGACAGUGAGCCGAACAUACAGUGGACCCAUCUGUCUACAGGAUCCUCUGGACAAGGAACUCAUGACAGAGUCCUCACUCUUUAACCCUUUGUCAGACAUCAAAGUCAAAGUUCAGAGCUCAUUCAUGGUUUCGCUGGGAGUAUCUGAGAGAGCCGAGUACCAUGGCAAGAACCAUUCCGGGACUUUUCCCCAUGGGAACAACCGCAGCUUCAGUACAAUGCAUCCUAGAAAUAAAACGCCCUAUAUCCAGAAUCUGUCAUCACUCCCCACAAGAACAGAACUGAGGACAACUGGGGUCUUUGGCCAUUUAGGAGGACGCUUAGUAAUGCCAAAUACAGGGGUGAGUUUACUCAUACCACAUGGCGCCAUCCUAGAGGAGAAUUCUUGGGAGAUUUAUAUGUCCAUCAACCAAGGUGAACCCAGCCUCCAGUCAGAUGGAUCGGAGGUGCUCCUGAGCCCUGAAGUCACCUGUGGUCCCCCAGACAUGAUUGUCACCACUCCCUUUGCAUUGACCAUCCCGCACUGUGCGGACGUCAGUUCUGAACACUGGAAUAUCCAUUUAAAGAAGAGGACUCAGCAGGGCAAGUGGGAGGAAGUGAUGUCAGUGGAGGAUGAAUCCACAUCCUGUUACUGCCUUCUGGACCCCUUUGCCUGUCAUGUGCUCCUAGACAGCUUUGGGACGUAUGCCCUCACUGGAGAACCAAUCACAGACUGUGCCGUGAAGCAACUCAAGGUCGCAGUUUUUGGCUGCAUGUCCUGUAACUCGCUGGACUACAAUUUGAGAGUCUACUGUGUGGACAAUACCCCUUGUGCAUUUCAGGAAGUGGUUUCAGAUGAAAGGCAUCAAGGUGGACAGCUACUGGAAGAACCAAAGUUGCUGCAUUUCAAAGGGAAUACUUUUAGUCUUCAGAUCUCUGUCCUCGAUAUCCCCCCAUUCCUCUGGAGAAUUAAACCAUUCACUGCAUGCCAGGAAGUCCCGUUCUCCCGCGUGUGGUGCAGUAACCGGCAGCCCCUGCACUGUGCCUUCUCCCUGGAGCGCUACACGCCCACCACCACCCAGCUGUCCUGCAAAAUCUGCAUCCGGCAGCUCAAAGGCCAUGAACAGAUCCUCCAAGUGCAGACAUCAAUUCUAGAGAGUGAAAGAGAAACCAUCACUUUCUUUGCACAAGAGGACAGCACUUUCCCUGCACAGACUGGCCCCAAAGACUUCAAAAUUCCCUACUCCAUCAGACAGCGGAUUUGUGCUACCUUUGAUACCCCCAAUGCCAAAGGCAAGGACUGGCAGAUGUUAGCACAGAAAAACAGCAUCAACAGGAAUUUAUCUUAUUUUGCUACACAAAGUAGCCCAUCUGCUGUCAUUUUGAACCUGUGGGAAGCUCGUCAUCAGCACGAUGGUGACCUUGACUCCCUGGCCUGUGCCCUUGAAGAGAUUGGGAGGACACACACGAAACUCUCAAACAUUACGGAAUCCCAGCUCGAUGAAGCCGACUUUAACUACAGCAGGCAAAAUGGACUCUAGUCCACUUCCUCUCAAGAGAUAAAGUGAUGGUCAGCUUCGGGACAUUUGCUUUAAAUGGAAGAAAGAGACAGCUCUCUGCCCAGUGGCAUUUGGGGAAUUCAGCCUUCAUUUACAAUCAGUGAGAUUCCCUGGUUGGAGAAACUGAAACUUAUAUAGGUAAAAUAUGUUAAUAGAGAAAAGUAUAACCUCUCUUAGAUAAAAGAGGGCUCUACUGUCUCCUCUGAAUCCACACAAGGGUUAACACUUGAUGAACUUCUCAGAUUCAGGGUGGCAAGGAUAAAAGUGAGGGCUUAUCUAGAUAGGAGUAACUGGAAAAAAGAUGAGCUACAAUAAAGCUGGGAAGGCAGAGAAUGUAUAAGUGCAUGUUUUGAAACAGGUUUUUAAUGAUAUGCCCCAAAGGGCCAGCUGAUUCUGGUACCAGAUUGUCAAGAGUUUUCUACCAACUGGCAUCUGUGAUGUCGGCAAUCAUUGUAAAACUGGCUUUUAGAAGUGAAAUGGGUUGUCAACCCAUUUGUAUGACUUCAACAAUGUCAAGGAGGGCAUUUAGAAUUUAGAAUCUGAGUACAUCACACCAGCACCAACCCAUUCCUUACCUAUCCUAGCAACUUAAUAGAAACAAGGCAAGGUAAGAUAGACCACAAUCUAGUUCUUACAGUGUACGCCACCUUCAUUUCCUCCAAGGACAGAUCUACCCACAUUCUUUCCUUUCUUUACCCAUUAUAGUAGAGAAGAGGUUUCAAGCAUCAUAAUUAGACUUUUCAAUAUAAAAAAUUUAUUUCUUCUAACUCAAAAAGCAAGACCAUCUCUAGUUUUAGCUAAGCCACUCAAAUUGCAGAGUACUGUUAGCACACAACUUGUUAUGUGGAUUUGGAGAUGAGGGGUCAAAUUAGGUCCAAGGAAACAUAAACUGCAGGUGCCAUAGGCCUUGAAUAAGCUGUAAUUCUAGGAUACAGGUGUUGAUCCACUUCCCCAACAUUGUCAUUCUAAGGAGAUGAGGAGGUUUUACUGUACUUUUCAACCCAGGUUCUUGAAAUUUUCUAGCCUUUUGGUACUGUGUUAUCACCAACUCUUUCCAUGGGGCUAUAUAUAGGUCACCCUCUUUUUGCCGCUUAGGAAAUUAGCACAUAGUCUUUGCUUUAAAUUAUAUUCGAGUAAAUAGACCUCUGCCGCAA